Messenger RNA from Misgurnus anguillicaudatus (oriental weatherfish), 2977 nucleotides. Lineage: Eukaryota; Metazoa; Chordata; Actinopteri; Cypriniformes; Cobitidae. The record is from RefSeq and is a predicted model, not a curated record.
CCGGUCGGCUGCGCCAUUUUGCUGAGAGAAACGCCGUAUAUCGCGCUGUGUCUAAAAUCUGGUGUGCGUGCGCAGGAUAGAUAGAGAGACUCAUAAUUUAGCAUUAACUGUUUUAUUCUUGUAACCUGUAAGCAUGUCAGACUCGUCUGCGGCAGACGUGGGACCCGUAGAGCCGGGGGUCCGUAAGUUAUCCGAGCUGAGAGUCAUCGAUCUAAAGGCCGAGCUCAAACGCCGAAACCUCGACAUCAGCGGUAAUAAGAGCCUGCUUUCAGAGAGACUCAAAAAGGCAAUCGAGGAAGAAGGCGGUAAUCCCGAUGAAAUUAUUGUACACCUGGAGAUAACCCCUAAAAAGGCUCCUCGACGAACUUCAAAAGGUAAAAAGCAAGACGGUGAUGAAACUGAAGAUUGCACUCUUGAGGAAGACUCGGUUGACGGCCAGGCCUCUAAUGACGACCCGGACGGCAUCCCAGAGAAUAUUCACGACAUGGACAUCAUGGACAUGAACAUUCUGGAUGAAGCCGAUAUGGGAAACGGAGGCAGUGCUGAUGGAGAAGAAUAUGAAGAACUUCAAGACACAGUAGCGGAUGAAGAAAAUGCGGACGCCCUGAGGGAAGAGUCCACAAAUAACCAUGACGCUGAGGAAGCCAGCGAUGCUCUCGUGAGCAAAUCUGAGAUGGAGGAGGAAAUGGAGGCAAAUGACACAGAGAUUCAGGAAACAGAUUGUCAGGAGGAUAACGGUGAGGAUGAGCCUGAUGAUACGAAGAGCGAGAAAGAAAGUGAGAAAGUAGCGGAGUCUUGUAUAUCAGAGCAGCUUAAGGAAGACUCCACUGAAGAGCCGACUGAAGACGAGAAAUCUUCAGUCUGCGAUAUUCACAAAGAGGAAGACAUUGUGCUUGCCAACGCCGAGGAGGCCGGCAAAUCGGAAGCGGAACCAACGGCCUGCGAAGCGGACGUUGACUCAUCGAAACAAAGUGAAGACGAAUCUUCGAGCAAAGACAUUAAAAACAUUGAGGACAAUUUGGUGGACAAUUUGGUGGACACUGAGAGCACUUCCGCUCAGGUCGCUAAUGCUAGCGAAACAAGUUCGCGCGAUAUUGAAAGCGCGGUCGAAACGGAAAAGGCGUCAAACGAAGAGGUCGAGGAAUGCACGAAGACUGAACCGGCUGAAGUGAAAGAGUCCUCUGUUCAGGGUGAUGAUCAGAAAAUGAGUGGUGAUGAGGAUAAAGCGAGCAAAUCUGAAUCGAAAGAUGAUAAAGGUGGCGCUGCUGCUGGUGGACGAAACCUUUGGGUCAGUGGACUCUCUUCAACCACCAGAGCGACAGAUCUGAAAAACCUGUUUAGCAAAUAUGGCAAGGUGGUUGGCGCUAAAGUUGUAACAAACGCCCGAAGCCCCGGAGCUCGCUGCUAUGGAUUUGUCACGAUGUGUUCAACCGAAGAAGCCACUAAAUGCAUCAACCAUCUGCACAGAACCGAACUGCAUGGCAGAAUGAUUUCUGUUGAACGAGCUAAAAAUGAACCAGCUGGAAAGAAGCCCGCUGACAAAAGUGACACCAAGAAGUCUGGCAGUGACAGAAGGCACUCCACGGACUCUAAAACUGAGAAGUCCGAGAACAAAGAUGAAAAGGCUGAAGGCUCUGAUGGCAAAGAAGGUGGAGAGAGGACAGUUGUCAUGGACAAGUCAAAAGGAGAACCGGUCAUCAGCGUGAAGACCAAAAGCAAAGAACGAAGCACCAAGAGUCGCGACCGUGCGUCCUCUAGCAAAGAAAGGAAGGACAUUUUGUCCUUCGACCAGAUCAAAGAGCAGAGAGAAAGAGAGCGCCAAAGGCAGAGGGAGCGAGAGAUCAGAGAGGUGGAGAGACGCAGACACUCUGGUGACCGAGACCGUGACAGCCGUAUGGAGCGCGAGCGCAUCCGUAUUUUCCGGGAGCGGGAGGAGAAGGAAAGACUGCUGAGGAAGCGCAACUGGCUGGAAGUAGAGAAACAGCGAUUGGAUGCAGACCGCAUGGAGCGCGAGUUCCUGGAACGCGAGCGCCUUCGCGUGGAGUUCGAGCGCCGGCGUGAACAAGAGCGCAUUCAUCGAGAGAGGGAGGAGCUGCGACGACAGCAGGAACAGCUGCGUUUUGAACAGGACAGACGUCCCCUUAAGAGGCCUUACGAUAUGGAUGGCAGGAAGGAUGACUGGCAGGGGAAGAGAAUGUCCAUGGAUGAUCGCUUUGGACGGCAAGAUCGCUACCAGGACUUUGACCACAGGGAUCGCAGCCGCUAUCAGAUGGCAAACAGGAGAGACAACAGGGGAGGAGACAACCAGCACUUCUCAGAUCGCGACAGACACGGCAGAGACAAUCGUGAUAACUGGGGUGGCGGAUUUGACAAACGUGGAAUGAAUCCUUCGAGGCCCAUAUCUGGCAGUCGUGACAGCAGAGACUGGGACCCUGGGCGUAAGAUGGACGGAGACCGAAACUGGCAAGGUGGCGACCGAGGAACAGGACAGGGCCACAUGGGACGGGGAGGAAUAGCAAGUCGUGGCGGAUACAUAGCGGCAGGAACGUCCCAGUCGCUGUCCGGACCCUUAAACAGACCAAAUCAGAUGAUGCAGGGCAGUGGAUUGCAAGGGGGCGGAGCCUUCGGUCGACGCUACUAACUUAUAACCUCAUUAAUUUUGUCUGUCAUCCGUGCGCGUUUACGUUGCAGCUUGUACAUUGCCGAUCAAGCUUUGUAAUUGUAUUUUUAAAGUCUGCCUUUUUUCAUAGUGUAAAGACGAACGGAAAAUUAAUUGCAUUGUGUAAAGAUUGAGAUUUUAUUUUGAACUUUUUCGCCCCUCCCUCUUUAUUCCACAAGAUUUUAGUCUCUCUUUCUUUUUGGUAUUACACUCUGUUAAUGCUCAGGAAUGUGCAGCUAAAACAAAAUCUUGCUGUUAAAACCAGACUUGAUGUUCAGUUCUUUUCGAUGUGUUUCAAUAAAAUGAUUGUGGAGUUUU